AACGAUGUUGUUUUGCUUGUUUCGUAACGAGGGACACAAUUCAUUCCUCUCCCUCUCGUCGGUAAAGCAGCAGCGAUGGAGGCGGCCGCAAGAGCGCCGCCGGCCCCCCAAGGGCAGCAUCCUCCGCAGCUGGCGGAGGCUGUGGCUCCACCGAAGGUCGAGCGGCUGAAUCAGGUGGUGCAGCAGCAACUGAACCUGGAGUCGGUCAAGACCCGUGCGCUUGGCCUGUACAAAGCCAUCUCUCGCAUCCUUGAGGACUUCGAUGCCUUCGCCCGCGCCAACACUACCCCCAAAUGGCAAGAUGCACUUGGGCAAUUUUCUAUGGUGAGUAUGGAGCUCUUCAACAUUGUGGAAGACAUCAAGAAUGUAUCCAAGGCAUUUGUUGUCCACCCAAGAAAUGUAAAUGCUGAGAAUGCAACGAUACUGCCUGUGAUGUUGUCAUCAAAGUUGUUACCGGAGAUGGAAGCAGAGGAUAACACAAAGAGGGAGCAGUUAUUAUAUGGGAUAUCUGGUCUCCCUGUACACAUGCAAAUUGAGAAGUUAAAGGCUAGAAUUGACAUGAUUGGAGCAGCUUGUGAAGCUGCAGAGAAAGUCAUAUCUGACUGUCGUAAAGCCUAUGGACUAGGUUCACGUCAGGGAUCAACACUUGUUCCAACCUUGGAUAAGGUUCAAGCUGCAAAGAUUCAGGAGCAAGAGAAUUUACUUAGAGCAGCAGUGAAUUUUGGUGAAGGGUUACGGAUUCCAGUGGAUCAGAGGCAGCUUCCAGCUUCCCUUCCUAGUCAUUUAGUGGAUGUGCUCACAGUUGGUGAUGGUGCACAGACUUUUGGUGAUAGUUCUGGUUCUUACACCAAAAACACCCCUCCAUUUUCAUCCAAUAAUGUAAACACUCAAGGAAUACUGCAGACUCCUGGAGGGCAGUUGAUUGCAAGAUCUGUUCCCUCACCGUCCAGUGCUGCUUCAUUCGAUAAUGCAUCAACACCUCCUAUGCCAUAUGUUAAUUCACCUCGAUCCAGUACAAACAUAACAAAUACACCAUCACCACAGCAACAGGUGCAGCAGCAGCAGCAGCAGCAGCAGCAACAGAGGCAGAAAGUGAUGCAGUUACCUCAACAUCAGCAACAACUUCUGGUACAACAGCAGUUGAGACAAUCUUCAAGUACAGGGGUACUGGGUCAGGGCACAAUUUCCCAACUUCAUGAUUUACCAGGACAAACGCAGCAAAAGUUUCAACAGAUACCUGGACAGCAUCAAAUGUCAUAUUCUCAGCCAAUGUUGCAGCAGCAAUUUCAGAAUCGACAACUGCAAGCUUCACACAUGCAGCAUAAUAUGACACAAAAUCAGAUUAACCAAGUAAAUCUGAGGAGCCACUUAAAUCAGUACUCUGGAGCAAACAGUGCCUUGUACAAUGCUGCACAGACAUCGCCAAACUCUCAAAUGAUCACAAACAUGUCAGCUUCAAUGCAAUCUCAAUCACUUUUGCCCCGAAUGCAGUUUGGUUUAACUGGUGGGCAUCCCCAAAGAAAUCACCCAUCCCAGAUUUUGAAUGAUCAGAUGUUUGGCAUGGGUGCCUCAAAUCCUGCUAGUAUGGUGGCGAUUCAACAGCAACAACAAGGUGGGUUCGGAAAUAUCCCAUCCAAUACCCAGAACCUGCAACCUGGCAUGGUAAACCUUCCAAGUACGACGCAGAAUCCCAGCUUUCCACAGCAGAGACAGCAGAAUCAACAGUAGUUUAUGGACCAGACAGUCCCAGAGGCUCUCUUGUAGCGCAAUGGCUAGCAAAAAAGAAAGCUAUCACUAUGAUCAUCAGCAAUGAAACUAGAAAAUUGCCAAGCAGGUAAACCGAGUUUUAAUAAUUCAUUUGAUGCAUCUGUUUUCUUUGAGAUAAAUUGUCGGUUCUACACCAUGGGAAGAGAUGGAUGGUGUUUCUUUGUGCUCUGCUAUAGUCUCUCUCACGACAUCAGACAGACAAUGAUCCUUUUCAUGGUUUUAUGGGAUUUAACCAAAAUGGAACAAUCUGUUUGUAAUAUUUGAACUUUCAGUGGAACUGAGCAGCAUCAUUAUUCAUGAAGUGUAGAUUUUCACUGUGUCUGAGAUGAUCAGGCUGCUCUUGUUUUGCA
This is a messenger RNA of Musa acuminata subsp. malaccensis (wild Malaysian banana), 2117 nucleotides long. The record is from RefSeq and is a predicted model, not a curated record. Lineage: Eukaryota; Viridiplantae; Streptophyta; Magnoliopsida; Zingiberales; Musaceae.